AUGUCUAAGCAGCUAUCAACCAUUCUGUCGACAACCGUGGCCCUGCUGGGGCAGUUCCAAGACGCCCUCUCCGCAACCUCGGCCGCCGGCCGCGCCGAAACACCCAAAGAUGCCGAAGCCCUGCCCCUCUUAUCGGCAUCCUCGGCCGCUCUCAAAGCGCAGGUCACGAAACUCUCGCUGCUAGCUAUCUCCUCCCCCUUCACACAUACCGCCGUGACCGGUGUGAUCCGCGACCUGAAUGACUCGGUCCUUCCCUCGCUUGUCACCGCCGCCCUCCUCGUGACUCCGACCCAAUAUACCAAAGCGUUCCAUUCCGAGAUCUUAGUUCUGUCGAAAACCGCCCUAACCGAACUCUCGACUCUGGUGCAGGAGGUCCAGCGGGUCGCAGACCAGAAGGACCGCGCAAAGAAGGAGAACCCGGCAAAGAAAGAAGCCGAGCUGACCCAGUUCGAGAAGGACGCCGUAACACUUGCCACGGGUCGCGUGUGGGAUGCGUGCGAGACAGUGACGGAUGUUGCGACGAAGGGGGUCGUAGGAUUCGUCAUGCGACGCGUCGAGCAAUGGAGGGACCUCGUGCGAGACGCAAUUGAAGAGAUCGAAGAGUGGGACCCGAACGAAGAGGGCGAUGCGUUCUUCGACGAUCUCAUGGGCGAUGACGAUGCCAAGGCGAGAGAUGAUGAUUCCGAAGACGACGAUGAAGACACUGCUGCUUCACACGAACAGAAGAAGUCUACCAUUCGCUUUCUCAAGCCCAUCGCCCAAGUAUAUCCCGCGAUCAUUAACAAUCGACUCAAAAAAGCGGGGACGACACCUUCGUCUUCGCUGUCGGGUGUUACGAGGCUGCAGUCUUUGAUGGCGAGCCUGCAACCCAUUCCGGAUCACGUCGACGAAGCUGCCGGCGCUCUCUAUGAGGCCAAUCUAGCCAAGUCGGCCCGAUUCCUGGUGCGUACGAAGAAGUGUGCCGUGCAGGCGGUAAAUGUGGUUAUGGCCCCCUGGGAUGCUGCCAAUGGAGCGAACGGUCAGACACAAGCGGAAGAUAAAUUUACAGUAUGGUCAAAAACAUGGCUCAAAGUCGUGGACGAGGUCAGUAAACCGAUCGAUGCUGCUGCAGGGCCUGAAUAG
Penicillium alfredii is the source of this 1122-nucleotide messenger RNA. RefSeq lists its product as uncharacterized. The transcript has a single exon. Gene Ontology annotation, biological process: regulation of cell cycle. The coding region runs from base 1 to 1122 and encodes 373 amino acids. The record is from RefSeq and is a predicted model, not a curated record. Gene Ontology annotation, cellular component: nucleus. NCBI's taxonomy places the organism in Eukaryota, Fungi, Ascomycota, Eurotiomycetes, Eurotiales, Aspergillaceae.